AUGAGACCCCCUCUACUCUCUGACCUGACCUCCUCGGUCAAGGGCAUCCUGAAGCACCGUAACAUGCCGACCAGUGAAGAAGACCCCCGAGUUGCAACCAACUUCAAAGACACAUUACAAGCGCUUUGCAUCGAGGAGACGUCGUGGAUGCUGAAUGCCCUGGAGCAGCAGAAGCACGCAUUGUACGUUGCCCAGUAUAAUUGGCAACGCUCGAUGCAUGAAGCUGCGGUUCAACGGUGGUAUGAAGAGUAUGAGUGCGGACAAGGCCAGGCGUGCAAGAAGUCAGCCAAAGUGGCCUUUGGUGGACGAUCCGUGAAGCUGUUCGUGACGGAGAAGAGCAUCCAUCACAUGGAAUAUGUGCAGCACGACCCUCAUCACGAGAAAAUAACCGAAGAAGAAUGCGAACCGGCAGAUGUGCCGCAGUACGACGAUCAGGAUCCCGACGAGGGCGGCGAUGAGACGCAGGAGCAGAAACACGAGGAUGGCGCCCCGUGGUCAGUCACCAGCAUCGAAUGGGAGCUGGAUUUUGAGCUGCAGCAGUCGGGCCAAUGCGGCCGCCACGAUGCUGGAUACGCUCACGCCGAGUCCGACUCGGAUUAUUCCUCGCCGUCCGAGUCUGUUUUUGAUACGGAUUCUUCCGACUCGGACUCGGACACGGAAGCCAGCUGUACUUGUACCGAUGGGGCUUGGACGUCGCCCCUUGGCACCGUCGACAGUUGCUUGGACGGAUGCAACGUGAUGAUGAAAGUUGAAGGCUCGAGAGACAGACAUGACGAGCGAGAAAUUCCCGGCUUUAAGGCUUUUGACCGCCCCGGUUCCAAAAUCAAGGAUUGGAGCUGGAGGCAGGUUCAAGUUUUUGAUGGUCUCGGUUCCAACAUCAAGGGUUGGAGUUGGGCAGACGAGGAGGAUGAAGAAGAAGAAGAACCAGCAAAGAGACAGGUUCAAGUUUUUGAUGGUCUCGGUUCCAACUUCAAGGGUUGGAGUUGGGCAGACGAGGAGGAUGAAGAAGAAGAAGAGCCAGCAAAGAUGCAGCUUCGAAUUUUUGACGGCCUCAGCUCCCAUCUCAAGGGAAGGAGCUGGGCAGACGACGAUGAUGACGACCAAGUUGAAGAACAAUCAAUUAGUGACAUCUUCGACGGCUGCCACUCAAACCUCAAGGGAGGGAGAUGGCCGGGUGAGAAUGAUAAUACAGCAGAAGCAGCACCAGAACUGGCGACUCCACCAUUCGACAACUUCGACUUGCACAUCAAGGAACUGGGUAGGCGGAUGACAAAGAGGCAAAAAAAGAAGCAGAAGAGAAAACAGGAGAAGAAGAAGCGGAAAGAACGAUGCAAGUAA
Molecule: messenger RNA, 1338 nt
Organism: Drechmeria coniospora
Lineage: Eukaryota; Fungi; Ascomycota; Sordariomycetes; Hypocreales; Ophiocordycipitaceae
Exons: 3
Coding region: 1-1338 (445 amino acids)
Source: RefSeq, a predicted model, not a curated record